Molecule: messenger RNA, 4009 nt
Organism: Gasterosteus aculeatus aculeatus (three-spined stickleback)
Lineage: Eukaryota; Metazoa; Chordata; Actinopteri; Perciformes; Gasterosteidae
Gene: sp3b
Product: Sp3b transcription factor
Biological process (GO): regulation of transcription by RNA polymerase II
Molecular function (GO): DNA-binding transcription factor activity, RNA polymerase II-specific; RNA polymerase II cis-regulatory region sequence-specific DNA binding
Source: RefSeq, a predicted model, not a curated record
UGUGUUUCCCGCACCGUCAAUCAAAAUAGAAAAAAAUCGUCCCGAAUUCACCGAUCAACACUAGCCCGCCUUUGAUAAAAUAAUCAUGUUUAGAGUUUAGUUUACCGAUAAUCCUCCCGGUUACUACCACUCACGCUAUGACUGGUACGUAAACAUUUACCGCAUCGAAGCGUGCAACUAAUCGGUGAGUUUGUGCAACCUACAGCGAAGCAAGCUGCGUCUUUUUAUCUUUUGCGCUGCUGCUAACUAGCUAGAUAUGGUUAGCUAAGCGAGCUAGCUGGCUAGCGACGAAGUUGACAAAGUAAACAGUCAAUCUGGGCCGAAAUUGCCACCGAAUCUGUGCCGCAAAGUUGAAUUUCACAGUCGCCUCCCUUUGGACCGGGGAGUGGGGAUGCUUUGCGAGCUUUUCUGCCACGCAGGAGUCGAAGAUUACAGAGUUUUGCCGAGUUCCCCCCCGUCCCUCUGCUAGCGCCAGAGCAGCCUCUGAAACAAGGAGAAAUGGCGUCCGCGGACGUGGACAGCAGUCAAAGCGAGUUUCUGCAACCCGGUGGCGCAGCGGAAACACAGACUACAGACAUGUCUGCCAUUCAGCUGACGGGUUCCGAUCGAUGGGAGGUGUUGACGCCUGUCUCCGCCGGGAAGGAGGAUCAGGGAAUUGUCCACAUUCCAAACUCCGGGAUUGUCACGUCCAACGGGCAGUACAUGCUCCCCAUCGGGAGUCUCCCCAACCAGCCCAUUUAUGUUACAGCGUCUGGGAAUGAGGCUGCAUCCAACGGCGUGUCAGGCAUUCAGUAUCAGGUCAUCCCCCAAAUCCAAAAUGCAGACGGGACACUCACGGGAUUCACGCAGGGACUAGAUGACGGCACGGGGCAGAUCCACCUCCUCCAGGAUGGCCAGGGUGGCAUUGGAAUCAGCUGUGCCACGACGGCGACCACAGACCUCCUGACGCAGGCGGGGCACGUGCAGUCGAUCCAAGGCGUGUCGCUGGCCGGGGGGUCGGCGUACAGCGGAGCAGUAGGGCUGCCCGGCAACAUAACGUUCGUUCCGAUAAACAGCGUGGACCUGGAGUCUCUAGGGCUGACCGGCGCGCACUCGGUCCCCAUCGCCACGGGGGUAACGGCGGAAGGUCAGCUGAUCAUGGGCGGCCAGACGAUGGACAGUCAGGGCCAGGAUGGCGGCGCCAAGCAGACGCUGGUGAGCGUCAGCGGCGCAAACCAAGAACUCUACGUGCCAACCACCACGACCUCCUCCAGCUCCUCCCAUCUCCCAGAGACCAUCGACGGCACCGGGGUCCUGACCCAAGCCACCGCCGUGUCUGCGGGCGUGUCCGACCCUUCCUCUGAGAACUUCACCUCCCACAACCACCUGCAGCAAAUCCAGGUGUCGUCCUCCAACGCCACCACUAUGUCGCAGCCUAUCCUGCAUCUGUCUGGGGACGGUCAGGCUCAGGACCUGAACGCAGGGGGUCAGACUCUCCAGAGUGUGCAGCUGGUCAACCCGGGGACCUUCCUCAUCCAGGCCCAAACGGUCACCGCUACGGGACAGAUCCAGUGGCAGACCUUCCAGGUCCAAGGAGUCCAGUCGCUCCAGGGCCUUCAGUUGCCCCAGGGACAGGGACAGGCCCAGCAGCUGACCUUAGCCCCGGUCCAUAGCCUUCCUCUGGGCCAGACAGGCCAAGUCAACCUGCCCAACCUCCAGACGGUCACAGUGAACUCUGUAGCCCAAUCUGGAGUUCAGUACAGUCAGGGGGAGGACGCAAACAGUCCAAUCGGCAUCCAGAUAAAGGAGGAGCCGGACUCUGAGGAGUGGCAGCUGAGUGGGAACUCCACGCUGAACCCCAGCGAUCUGAACAACCUGCGUGUUCAGAUCGGAGACGAUGACAUGGACAUGCAGGGCGGCGAGGGCAAGCGGCUCCGCAGAGUAGCCUGCACCUGCCCCAACUGCAAGGAGUCCGGAGGAAGAGGCUCGGGCAUGGGGAAGAAGAAGCAGCACAUCUGCCACAUCGCCGGCUGCGGGAAGGUUUACGGGAAGACGUCUCAUCUUCGAGCUCACCUGCGCUGGCACAGCGGAGAGAGACCCUUCGUCUGCAACUGGAUGUUCUGCGGGAAGAGGUUCACCCGGAGCGACGAGCUGCAGAGACACAGGAGGACACACACGGGAGAGAAGAAGUUUGUGUGCACCGAGUGCUCCAAGAGGUUCAUGCGCAGCGACCACCUGGCCAAGCACAUAAAGACUCACCAGAAUAAAAAAGGCAUGGCCCCCUCCUCCACGUCUCCGCCCACCCCCGAUACGCUCAUCACCGCCGACGGGACCACGCUCAUCCUCCAGACCACCACCCACGACCUCCUAGCCAAUCAGGAGAUCCCGUUGCAGCUGGUCACCGUGGCGUCCGGUGAGGUCAUGGAAUGAGGGGGGGAGGUUUUUUUUUUUUUUUUUUUGAGAACUGGCCUAUCACAGGGACCUCUUGGGCUUUUCUCUUUCCCCUCUAACCUUUUUUUUAUUUUUUAUUUUUACAUAUGAAUAUAUACGUAAAUAUAUAUGACAAAUAUAUAUAUUUUAAGAGUUAUCAUGACUUUAUGUUUGUUUUUUGCAGUCUUUUUAUAGGCGGACAAAAGAAAUAACAUUUAAAUGUGGUCACUAUUACACACACACACACACACACGUGCAUUAACACAACACUGAUAUGAAUACUCAACACAAUGAAAUGCCUUAUUUUGUAUCAUAAUCUUGUAUAAAAUGCUGGAGGUGCAUGUGUUUUUUAAGCUUUGCAGAUGAUGUAACUGUAACAGAGAUAAAUGUGUUUGAAAUGGAGAUGAGGAGAUUUUGAAAGAGAAAAGGAAGUAAUGAACCUCUGGCCUGAUUUUAACUUUUGUCGCUGGAGAGUUCUGACAACCAGCGCUGCGUAAAAGGAAUAGUUCAAGAUUUUGGGGAUGAAUGUUUUCUUUCUGUAAAGUGCGAUGAGAUUGCCACCACUCUCCUGUUUGUGUGGCAAAUGUGUAGCUGCUGGGCUCGGAAAAAGGAAAAUAUUCUUAUCAUUAAAUAACAUGCAUCUUGUUUGGGUAGAAUAUGCAACAGUUUCCUGUUUAAAUGGCGUCGGUCAUUUUACACACCGAGCAGGCAGGAAGAAUCUACACGGAGCGGACAGACGUGGGAGUGUGAUCAAUCUCAUCUCGCUCGUCUCGAGAAAGUAAACAUGGUUCCGCAAACAAACUUUUGCUUUUACGACGGAGGCGUCGUGCAGGACGCUCUGCUGGCGGUCGGAGGAGAACGACCGUGCCGCUGUUCACCGAUCCGACGUUAAGUGGUUUCCACCUGAAGGAGGCGCGAUGGAUGCGAGCCGCUCUGAAGGAGGAAAAAGAGCGACUUUUUGUGGACAGAGCGUCUCAUCGGUCCUCACGAGCACACCGUCCGCCGUGCUCGUCCGCGUCAAAGUCCUUUCUUUUUAGUUUUUUCAUAUUUUUGUUGUAAAUUCACAUUGUAUAUCAGUUUUCUGUGUCUCUUCACCGAUCUGCAUGUCGUGUCAGCAGAUGCCGCGUGGUGGUCAUCGCUUGCAUUCCUGCCAGGCUCCUAGUUUUCUUUCAGCUGCAGGAGGGGGGGGGGGGCGCGCGUGAGAAGAGGAAAAACGCAUCAAAUCAUAAGACCCCCGUAGGGUGCUGCUUGGCAUCGAACAUUCUCGUCGGACACCAGAUGAAGUGGGAUUAGUUUUGCAAUGACGGCUCUGUUGGAAACUGUGGACAAAUCUCACUUAUGUCUAAAGGAAAUCAAUCUUGCCAUUGUUUUUAUUUUUAAUUAAUGUAAUCCUUUCCUCGGUUUGUAGCAUUCAUUUAAAUGUAUAUUAUCUUAUUUUCACAUUGUUUAUAGAAGCCAUUACUUAGUUAACUGAAUUUGUUGUAUCAAAACCUUAUUUUAAGUGAUUUUUUUUUUUUUUUAAAGAAUUGGUGUAAAAAUUGAAUGUUACCUUUUGUAAAACCUUUUUUCAAAUGGAUCACAAUAAAAGUCUGAAACCUUC